This is a messenger RNA of Racocetra persica, 146 nucleotides long. NCBI's taxonomy places the organism in Eukaryota, Fungi, Glomeromycota, Glomeromycetes, Diversisporales, Gigasporaceae. The record is from the annotation of a GenBank genome assembly.
CUAUUAUAAUUGUAGAAUUUGAUAUUCUAGUAGCUCCAAAAUAUAUAAAGAUAUUCAAGUGGGUUGUAGAUAUCAAUAAUGCAGUGCUUGAAGAUCUAAAAAGUUCUAUAAUUGCGAUACAUCAUUUACCAGAAAUGAAAAAAUGA